Dreissena polymorpha is the source of this 1115-nucleotide messenger RNA. RefSeq lists its product as uncharacterized. Bases 45 to 872 code for a protein of 275 amino acids. The transcript is spliced from 5 exons. The record is from RefSeq and is a predicted model, not a curated record. NCBI's taxonomy places the organism in Eukaryota, Metazoa, Mollusca, Bivalvia, Myida, Dreissenidae.
UCAACAGCCAUGCACUGCCAUCUAUUACGUUAUAUCAAGCGUACAUGGACGCUAUGUUCGGUGGCAGUCGAGUGUUUUACACCGAGAAUCGCUACAAUACGACCUUCACCUUUAUACAUUUGGACCCUACCAAUAGCACGGAAAUUACUUCGGUUGAUAUUGGCUACACGAAUCUCAGACGGUCUUUUGACCUGGUGCGUGACGGCAUCGCGUGCAGUAACGGCAUUAUCUACGUCAUGGACGGCUUCCUGAACUUCCCGCUGAAUGACGCUCACUUUGAGUUGACGCAUCAACCGGAUAUUAGUCUUGGAAGCGAUCAGCUGCUGAAGCUUAUACCGAGCGACUCCGGUAUCGAUCUGACGUCCUUGAAGACCAUGCACACGGUGUUCGUUCCCUCGGACUCUUCGCUGGACCCGCAGCAUCUCAGUAGGCCGGAACUGGAGUACAUAAACGCCAACCUCACUAAGGACGCGAAGAUGGCAAUCGUUCGCCGCCAUAUCGUCCCCAACCAAAAGGUGGAUUACGACAGCAUCAUCGACGGGUCCUUUGGCGCCUACGCAGGCAGCAUAAAUAUCACAGUGAUAGCUAGAACUGACGGGUUUUAUCUCCGUUGGGAUGACAUCGAAGCCAAGAUCGUCAAACCAAACAUUUUAGCCAUUAACGCAAUAAUACACGUGGUGGAUCGGUUCCUCAUGACGUCACCAUACCAGACCACCACACUUCCGCCGACGACUACUCAAAAACCUGUAUCAUCCGGUCAUACUAUACACGGCUCAGUUCACCCCCAUUAUGCCUUAUUUAUUAUUUAUUUCGCGUAUUUCAUUUGUUUCGUGUUUUCACAAGUUGUCAAGUAUUUGAAUGUUUGUAGAUGAUGCAAGUGAAAUAUUUCAUGAAUUGUUUCGUUUUUUUUUCUUUGAAAUACGUUGUGUUCUAUUUUUAUUGUAUACAACGCAACAACAUUUGAGGUCAUGAUGCAUACUUGAUUAUGUAUUAUACUUUGAAUUGUUCACGCGCCCUUUAUUUUAAGAAACGAUUGAUUGUUUAUUUUUGUUUUCUUGUAUUAUUUGUUUGCUGAACAAGUGAUCUUAAUGUGUGGCGAUGAAACCGUCAUCCAU